GCACACAUUAGUCAUACAAUGGGACAAACAAAAAUUAAAACCGGUUCGACACGAUAUGCCAAACUGUGUAGAAACCGUCAGCAGAAACUAUACAAUAACUGCCGAAACGAAAUCAAUAUCAACACCAUAAAACCAAAUUCAGUGGGUUUUAAAAUAUCAAAAUCUCAUUCCAUAUGGCAAAAAUAUCUAUUUGAGUCUUAGAAACGAUCAAAUUGAUAAAUGAAGUGAAAAAAAGAAGAAACUGUGUUAUUUCGCUAUGAUUCCUUCUUUCAUUUUAUAAUCAGAAAUUUCUAUAUUUUUGUACCUCUGAUCAUAGUUUGGACCUGUCUAGUCACAUCGUAUUAACUAAUGCAUCCAUCAAACCUAAAGUCUAACAAGGGAUUUUAUUUAAAAGACGGACGAUCUUUAACAACUUUUGUAGAUAAAGAAAGAGUGGAUAAAAUUCAUGAAAUUGAUUCAACCGAUUCUUAUAAUACGGCAGCCAUUUCCGGGAAGGAAAAACGCAAUGUUACCGGAGUGUUCCAUUGGGAACGAGAAGAUGUGUUGAUGCUUAUUCGACUUCAUUCUGAGAAAGAACCAAUUUUCAAUAAACCAGGAAUCAAGAAGAAAGAUGUCUGGGCAAUGAUUGCAGAUGAAUUCCAGGCGAAAGGUUUCAAUGUGACCAGUGGUCAGUGUGAACAGAAAUGGAAGAACAUCACUAAAAACUACAGAGACACAGUUGACCAUAAUUAUUUCAGUAACAUACACAAAACAUGUCCCUACUUUAAAGAAUUGGCAGCAAUCUACCCUUAUGACCCGAAAGAUAAACAAAAUAAUUUUAUUUCUUAUCUCAAUCAUAUGUCCAACUCUGUUUCUCAACCUCAAACUGUGUCCAGAGAUUUACAGAACGGUCUUUCUGCCAUUCCAUCAACUAAUACUGUAACCACAUCAGUCAACAAUUCAAAUAAUGGAUAUUUCUGUGAUUUACCAACAAAUAUUUGUGUUUCGGACAAUCAAAAUGCUUCUUCAGAACAUUUGGUGCAAACCUCAAUUAAGCAGGAAGUUUUAGAUUCGGUUGAGUUGCAGCCCCCCGCAUGUUCCUUGAUGUCCCCUUCUCCAUUAACAGCAUCAAAUCAACAACCCAACAUUUCCACUUCUCAAUCUCAUUCCAAUCAACAGAUUACAAACUUUACCCCAACUUCGUCUUUACCAUUAGUGUCUUCAUUUGUAAAUGAAGAACCGGUGCCUAGUCUCUCAUCAAUUAUUCUGCAAUAUUCACCUCAACCAUUAAAUAAUGAAUAUAUUCGCCUUCCGUCUCAAGAACCACAGACUUGUAACAUGAGACAUCAACAAGAAGUAAGAGAGAACUCGAACAAUUCUUUGCAUGUUCUCAAAACCCCUGCUCAAUCCCAAUUGUCCAGUGUACCAAAUGUAUCCACAAAUUCUUCCCAGGUUCGUAAACGGUUCCAUGAUAACAACUUGACUCUAUCAAAUUCUUCAGCAGCCAAUAAUAAUCAGGAUUAUUAUUCUCAAAGACGGAAGUGUCUUCGUCGCUCUAGCUUUACACCAAACAAUACCCUGGAUAUGUUAAAACAAAUGAAUGAAGAACGGCGGCGAGAACACAAAGAAUUGAUAUCAACAUUAAAACAACAUCACAGAGAAUAUCUGAAGCAGGAAGAAAUGAACCAAUCCCUCCUCUCGGCGCUUAUUGGACACGUUUCCAAACAAUAAGCAAUAUGACUGGUUGGGGUCAAUUUCAGUCACUUUAUCAAAACCUUCCGGUCAUCGACCCAAGAGUUUCACUAUUAUAUCUGUAAACAAAAAACUGU
Messenger RNA from Octopus sinensis (East Asian common octopus), 1808 nucleotides. RefSeq lists its product as uncharacterized. The record is from RefSeq and is a predicted model, not a curated record. Bases 349 to 1710 code for a protein of 453 amino acids. Lineage: Eukaryota; Metazoa; Mollusca; Cephalopoda; Octopoda; Octopodidae. The transcript has 2 exons.